CUUCCUGAGGAGAAUGAAGCAGGAGGAGCUGGCUGACCGUCUGCAGAGCAAACUUCAAGCUGCACUUUGUCAUCGUAACCUUAAAUCCUCCCUGAAGAAGAAGUUCCAGUGUGUGUUUGAGGGAAUCGCUAAAGCAGGAAACCCAACCCUUCUGAAUCAGAUCUACACAGAGCUCUACAUCACAGAGGGAGGGACUGCAGAGCUCAAUGAUGAACAUGAGGUCAGACAGAUUGAAACAGCAUCCAGGAAACCAGACAGACCAGAAACAACCAUCAGACAAGAAGACAUCUUUAAAGCCUCACCUGGAAGAGAUGAACCAAUCAGAACAGUGCUGACAAAGGGAGUGGCUGGCAUUGGGAAAACAGUCUUAACACAGAAAUACACCCUGGACUGGGCUGAAGACAAAGCCAACCAGGACAUCCAGUUCAUAUUUCCAUUCACUUUCAGAGAGCUGAAUGUGCUGAAAGAGGAAAAGUUCAGCUUGGUGGAACUUGUUCAUCACUUCUUUACUGAAACCAAAGAAGCAGGAAUCUGCAGCUUUGAAGACUUCCAGGUUGUGUUCAUCUUUGAUGGUCUGGAUGAGUGUCGACUUCCUCUGGACUUCCACAAAACUACAAUCCUAACUGACCCUAGAAAGUCCACCUCAGUGGAUGUGCUGCUGAUAAACCUCAUCAGGGGGAAACUGCUUCCCUCUGCUCAGGUCUGGAUAACCACACGACCUGCAGCAGCCAAUCAGAUCCCUCCUGACUGUGUUGGCAUGGUUACAGAGGUGAGAGGGUUCACUGACCCACAGAAGGAGGAGUACUUCAAGAAGAGAUUCAUAGAUCAGAGGCAGGCCAGCAGGAUCAUCUCCCACAUCAAGACAUCACGAAGCCUCCACAUCAUGUGCCACAUCCCAGUCUUCUGCUGGAUCACUGCUACAGUUCUGGAGGAUGUGCUGGAAACCAGAGAGGGAGGACAGCUGCCCAAGACCCUGACUGAGAUGUACAUCCACUUCCUGGUGGUUCAGGCCAAAGUGAAGAAGGCCAAGUAUGAUGGAGGAGCUGAGACAGAUCCACACUGGAGUCCAGAGAGCAGGAAGAUGAUUGAGUCUCUGGGAAAACUGGCUUUUGAUCAGCUGCAGAAAGGAAACCUGAUCUUCUAUGAAUCAGACCUGACAGAGUGUGGCAUCGAUAUCAGAGCAGCCUCAGUGUACUCAGGAGUGUUCACACAGAUCUUUAAAGAGGAGAGAGGACUGUACCAGGACAAGGUGUUCUGCUUCAUCCAUCUGAGUGUUCAGGAGUUUCUGGCUGCUCUUCAUGUCCAUCUGACCUUCAUCAACUCUGGACUCAAUCUGCUGGAAGAGGAACAAACAACGUCCAAGAAAUCUAAAUUAUUUAACAAACCAAAACUCCAAUCUCUCCACCAGAGUGCUGUGGACAAGGCCUUACAGAGUCCAAAUGGACACCUGGACUUGUUCCUCCGCUUCCUCCUGGGUCUUUCACUGCAGACCAAUCAGACUCUCCUACGAGGUCUGCUGACACAGACAGGAAGUAGCCCACAGACCAAUCAGGAAACAGUCCAGUACAUCAAGGAGAAGCUCAGUGAGAAUCUGUCUGCAGAGAAAAGCAUCAAUCUGCUCCACUGUCUGAAUGAACUGAAUGAUCGUUCUCUAGUGGAGGAGAUCCAACAGUCCCUGAGAUCAGGAAGUCUCUCCACAGAUAAACUGUCUCCUGCUCAGUGGUCGGCUCUGGUCUUCAUCUUACUGUCAUCAGAAAAAGAUCUGGAUGUGUUUGACCUGAAGAAAUACUCUGCUUCAGAGGAGGCUCUUCUGAGGCUGCUGCCAGUGGUCAAAGCCUCCAACAAAGCUCUACUGAGUGGCUGUAACCUCUCAGAGAGAAGCUGUGGUGCUCUGUCCUCAGUUCUCAACUCCCAGUCCUCUAGUCUGAAAGAGCUGGACCUGAGUAACAACGACCUGCAGGAUUCAGGAGUGAAGCUUCUGUCUGCUGCACUGCAGAGUCCACAUUGUACACUGGAAACUCUCAGGCUGUCAGGCUGUCUGAUCACAGAGGAAGGCUGUACUUCUCUGGCCUCAGCUCUGAGCUCCAACCCCUCCCAGCUGAAAGAGCUGGACCUGAGCUACAAUCAUCCAGGAGACUCAGGAAUUAAGCAACUCACAAUCGACACAAACACAGUGAACACAAAGCUCCAACUGUCUAACAACAGGAAGGUGACACAUGUGGAGGAGGUUCAGUCAUAUCCUGAUCAUCCAGACAGAUUUGAUGUUCCUCAGCUGCUGUGUAGAAAUGGUCUGACUGGUUGCUGUUACUGGGAGGUCGAGUGGAGAGGAAAAGUUUGUAUAUCAGUGAGUUACAGAAGAAUCAGAAGGAAAGGAGGCAGUGACUGUGUGUUUGGACAGAAUGAUCAGUCCUGGAGUCUGGACUGUGAUUGUAAUGGUCCUCGUCAUGUCUGGCACAAUAACAGAGAAACAUCCAUCUCCUCCUCCUCCUCCUCUGUCUCUAACAGAGCAGCAGUGUAUGUGGACUGUCCUGCUGGCACUCUGUCCUUCUACAGAGUCUCCUCUGACACUCUGAUCCACCUCCACACCUUCAACACCACAUUCACUCAAACUCUUUAUCCUGGGUUUGGGUUCUGGUCUCCUGCUUCCUCAGUGUCCCUGUGCUGA
Oreochromis niloticus (Nile tilapia) is the source of this 2665-nucleotide messenger RNA. RefSeq names its product NLR family CARD domain-containing protein 3-like. The record is from RefSeq and is a predicted model, not a curated record. The transcript has 5 exons. Lineage: Eukaryota; Metazoa; Chordata; Actinopteri; Cichliformes; Cichlidae. Gene Ontology annotation, molecular function: protein binding. Bases 14 to 2665 code for a protein of 883 amino acids.